Astrephomene gubernaculifera is the source of this 5779-nucleotide messenger RNA. The record is from the annotation of a GenBank genome assembly. Lineage: Eukaryota; Viridiplantae; Chlorophyta; Chlorophyceae; Chlamydomonadales; Astrephomenaceae.
CUCAUGAAUAUGCUCUUUUGCAUUUAUUAAACUGCAGGUUGAUACAACGCACAGAAUUCAAAACUUUGCCAUGGUUGCUAGGGCGUCGCAGUUUGUGCGUCAACCUUUGCAAAUGGCGGGUGCAACUGAAAGCGCAUAAGAGCAAGCUUAAUCUACAGCUGUGACUCGGUCCCGCCAGAAGCCUACAGCCGUGGACUUCCGGCCGUGCGUUUAGCGAGUUUCGCCGCUGUUUCAACGCCUAACGAGCAAACAUGCAAAGCAGGAAGGAACUCGCUGAAGCUGGCCGCCGAAAGCUGGAGGAAUUUCGGAAGGCUAAAGCACAGGGGAAAGUGACAACGCCAGCUGCAGUUAGCAAGCAUCCAGCAGAUGCGCCGCCUACUGUUGCAGUCACGCUCGGGGAGGCGAAUGGCAGCGUUCAUCAGGCGCCGCAGGGCAGUGCUGCCCCCGUCAAGCCGUCCGCAGUUGGAGCACCAAACAGCGCCUUGCAGGGCGUCACCGUGUGGCCUCCGUCGGCUCCAACACCUCUUGGGAGCGUGCACCACCUGCCGGUGGCGUCAGCAGCGGUGUCAGCACCGAUUGUCCCUGCCGCUGAACCGUCACCUGCAAAGUCACCCGCAACCACGUUUGUGGUCCUGCAGGAUGCUCCCAUUCCGUUCGGCGCCCCGUCGCCUAUUGCUAGUCCAAUACCUCGGCCUAGUAGCAGCAGUGGCGUGGGCGCUGCCCCGGCACUACCUGGGACGAGCUCAAGUGGUGUGUUCCCCUGGCUGCCCGUCAGCAACCCCGCCAUCAGCGUGGCUCAGCGCAACAGCAGGUCUCCCUCAGCCUCCGACUCCGGCUCGGCGCAGCCCGCAGCUGAGGCCCCCACUGCGCCCACCUGGAGCGCGGGCCCCACGACGGAGACCUCCGUUGCACCGCAGGUUGGCCCCAGCGGCCCCCCAGCCGCCGCCAGCAGCUGGUUCGGAGCGCCAGCAUCAGCGGCGGCGGGGAGUCCCGUGGGCGACAUGUCCGGCAGUCGGCCCGCGGAGCAGUCCUACGCGCCGUCAGCCUCGCCUCUAGCAGCCGAGGCAGCAACGGCGCCUGUGCAUCGCCCAGAUGGGCAGGCACCAGGUGUCAGCACGGCUGGCGCUGUGGGGGCACCCUGGGAUACCACGGGGCCCAGACCGGCUGUGGAGGGCCAGCCUGCUUUGCCCGCAGCGGGUGGUGGUGAUGCGGGAGGACGUGACGCUGGCCCCGCUGCCGUGCCAAAGACUGCAAUGGGGACCCCGGGCGCCAAGGCGAUGGGGACGACGCAGUGGGGUGACACAGCCCAGCAUGCUGCAGCGGCGGAGUCGGACGCGGGGGUGGUUGCGCAUCCCGCAGCGUCCCAAGCCUAUGACCCUGAUGGCUCGGCGGGUGCUACUGGGUUUUCGGCGCUGUCGGAUUCCUACAUGCCAGGCGCUGCUGACCAGAGCUCUGGCGCAGCCUUCGCGCAGUCCACAGCUGCGAGUGUGUCUACAGUAGCAUCGGGCGCACUGGCUGUGCCCAGCGCUGCGGCCCCUGUUGGUGGGGACGUGAGGCCAUCAUGGCUGGCUUACUCGGCUCCGGCACUCGAGCCCGUUGCAGGGGUGGUCCCGGCCGGGUUGGCGCCUUCAACGCUUCCCCAUCACUCCACGCCGCCGGUGUCUGACCCAACCCAAGCCCACGCCGCUGACCCCUUACGCAGCACGCAGCAUGCGCUGGCAGACUCCAAACCGAUCCCGGAGGAGGUGUCAGUGUCCCUCCCUGCUGUCGUGCCGCCGGCGGAGCGCGACAGCGCUGCUGGGGCAUAUGCAGCCCCAACUGCGGCUGCUGCCACGUGGGGGCUGUCGACCGGGUACGACCAGCUGUCGGAUAGCUACCUCAGUCCGCUUCGUCCGACCGCAGCAACCACCGCCUACCCAGACCCUGCAGCCGCAGCACCCGCACCCGCGCAGUCUCCGGCCCCCGCAGCGACGCCCACCCUGCCGGCAACCACCCAGAAACCCGCGGAAGCGCCGAUGGUUGCUCAUGGCGGCUACGCCAGUGCCACUCCCCCCCGGGAGAGCGCCCCCUCACCGCUGCUUCCGCUGUCGUUCCCCGCGGCGUCCCCGGGGGCACCAGGUACGUUGCCGGCCGGCAGCCUCGGCUUGGAUGGUGGGGUUGCAGCCGCCACGCCGCAGGCGGUCAGCAGCGAUGCCUUCCCGGACCCAGCUCAUGCCCGGCCGGCAGCAACGGCACGCGCCCCUCCGGCUCCCUCACGGUUUGCAUGGCUGUUCGGCACUCCCAAGGUGCCGGCUGCACAGGAAGAGCCGCAGCCCCCGCCCAUGCCCGCAGCGACUCCGGCGCCCGCGGUUCAGCCCACGGCGCCUGCCUCUGCAGCUGCACCUGAGCAGCCGGCAGCGGUGCAGGAGGAGCCGCAGGCAUCUCGGCCCCUGCCGUCGCUUUCCGAGGAGCAGCCCACCGUGUCGUACGGAGCAACGCCUUUCACAGAAUCCACAUCCCGGCUCAGCGCCGGCACCGCAUCUUUAGGCGGGCAUGCAGGGGUAGGCGAGGGAUUUCGCUCGCCACAGACGGCUUGGGGCUCCUCUCCCGAGGUAGGCAGCGGGUCUGUUAUGCCGGCUUCUGCGGCUCCCGAUCACCGGACAUGGGAGCCGCUCAAGGCUGCAGCCUCCGGAAGCCCGGGAGAGGCCUCUGGCCGCAGCAACGCGGAGGCUGCUGGGCUCCUCUCAUUCCGCUCUCCGGAUCCCCGCUGGCCCGACGAACUGCCGAAGCAGGAUACUUCUGCCAGCGGGCUGAGCUGGGGCGGCCUGGGAGGAGGUGAGGAGCGGCGCACCAGCCCGCUUGCGUCAGCAGGUCCUUUCGGCGCCAGUGCAAACGCCUCUGCUGCAGGCCUGGGGCUCCAGAAACCGGAUGGUGCGUUGCCGUCAUUCCUCCGCCCAGCGGCUGCUGCGUCACAAGGCGAGCGACCGCACCCAUCGGCGGGUGCUACAACCGCUGCGCCGUGGGAGGCGGCGGGCGCUACCAUCACUCCUUCUGCACCAUCUUUCAGCACGUCCUUCCUCCCCGCCUCAGCAUCUGGGGCGGCGUCGUCAGCUCCGAGCCUGCCGCCCCGCCCGCCAGCUCCCCCGCAGCCCGCCGCGACCUCCACCAGCGCCACCAACCCGCAGUUCGCAGCCGCCGCCAGCUACCUGUCUGCCUACUCGGCCCAGCCUCCAGCCGGGGACGCCAGCGCUGCCGCCACGUCAUCAACCGCGUCCUUUCUUGAGUCGUACCUGGACAACCUGCUCUCCACGAUGCCGGCCAGUGCAAACAGCAGCGACGGAAAGGCGGCGCAAGCCGCCGAUUCCAAUGCAGCAGCCGGAGCCGCUGAUGGCGCCCAGGGCACAGCAGGCGCCAGCAUGGCGGGCACACCGCGCACGUCGCAGUCCGGGGAUCAGGAUGUUGGCGGGGAGCCACGCUCUCACGGCCAGGAGGGUGCUGGCCGGGGUCCCGAGCGUGACGGUGGCUACCCCGAUGACGCGGGUGAAGGCAGCUCUGUGCAUGGGCACCUGGAAGAGCUCGCGGUGAGCAGCAGCGGCUACGCAGGCGGCGACAUGGGGGCCAUGCGGGCCGGUGCGCUGUCCCGGCCGGAGAGCAUGAUGAAGCUGCGAGGGCACCACUCCCGGCGCGCCUCGGUUGAAUCAAUGGGCGUCGUGUCGGAAUUCUCGCAUGCAACGGGCCUUGGAGCCUACGGCAACGGCGCCAGCAGCACCAGCAAUCGCGCCCAGUUUGCUGCGCUGCAGCAGCACAUCGACGAGCUGACUGAGGAGAAGCUGGCCCUGUCGCGCGGCCUGCAGCAGCAGACACGCAUCAACGAGCAGCUGGCGGAGGAGAACCAGGCGCUGAUGCUGCAGUACAACGCGCGCGGUGCUGCGAUGGAGGAGCUGCAACGUAAGAUAAAGCAGUACGAGCAGGAGUUGCAGGCGCAGGCGCUGUCGCUGGAGGGCUUCUCGGAGGAGCGCCACGCCGCCCGCAGCAGCUACGCGGAGGCCAGCGCCCGGGCGCAGGCGAUGGCUGCCGAGGUGGUGGGCCUGGAGUCGCAGGUGCUGCAGCUCAAGUCCGCCGUGCUCAAGGCGGAGCGGGCGGCGGAGGAGUCACAACAACGAGCACGCACGCUGGAAAAGCAGGUGGCUUCGCUGACGCAGGAGGCUGCUGAGCGGGCGCAGGAGCUGCAGCAGGUGCAGCUCAAGGGGCGCAACCUGGUGGUCAAACUCAAGCAGACGGAGGCCAAGCUGCAGGCGGCGGAGGAGAAGCUGGAGGCGCAGGCGGCGCUGGUGGGGCCGCACGGCAUGCUGGGCGCCAGGCUGCUGAACGGGUACGGCCCGCACGCCGCCCCGCCCAAGCCAACGGCGGAGCAGGAGGUGCAAUGCGACCUGGCGAGUGAACAGGCGCCGCCAGCGGUGCCGCAGCAAAGUACUGCCGCUGCCGGGGCUGUCAACCUGCACUCACGCACCAACAGCGGUGUCCUGACCGCUUCCGGCUCGCGUGUCGACUUGGCAGCGAUUGCCCAUGGCAGCAACUCUGCUGCGCUCACGCCACAGCCACAGCCAGAGACAGCGGUGCCCAGCCAGGCUCCCAGCGGAGGCGGCGCUGGGCCAGACGGCCAACUCGCCCUUGUACCCACCACCGCCUCCGCCGGUCCCUCGAGUGACAGCCCCGACACGCCGGACAACCUUCAGCAGCAGCAGCACCUGGUGGUGGUGGACUGGUCAGCUGCGCGGCCGCAGCAUGACGCGCCCAGCAGCGUGGUGGCGGACCGCGCGCUGUCCUCCCUGGACACCGGCGCGCUGCGGCGGGGGCAGCAGGGCCUGCCGGAGGGGCUGGAGGGGGUGGCGCUGCAGCUGGCGCGGUGGCUGCCGGCGGGGCCCGUCAGCGGCGGCGACCCGGUGGCGGUGAUGGUGGAGGAGGAGCUGCGGCUGAUGCAGUCCAUACACGAGCUGAUCGCCAACUUUGAGGAGGCGCAGGAGGUGAAGGCAAAGCAGGUUGCGGAGCUGCAGGCUCGCGUGGAGAGCUUGACCCAGGAGAACAGUGAGCUGCUACAGAAGCUGGAGCUGCAGACGCAACGGCUGGAGUUGCACUUGCAGGGAAGCAUGUCAGCGGCGAGUGGCCAGUCAUUCUCCCUCCACCAGACCCCCUUGGAUUUGGGUGGUGUUACGAGUGGCACCAGCAACCCCCUGGCCACCGCCGCGGCGCCCGAAGACUACCCGCCAAUUGCUGCAGUCUCAGCUCCCGUGGACCACCUCACAACACCAACACGCUCCGCUCCAAGCUUCGACAGUCAUAUGGCCGACGUUGGCAGCGCAGGGCCACCCAGCAGGCAGCAGGGCUGGAUGGGCUACUUGUUCAGGUCCCGCCAGAAAAAGCGUGUCCGUGCCGCUUUGUUGUAGAUGAGCUGUCACUUGUCGCACGCAUGUCAUUCCUAGUCGCAAAUGAUUCACCCUGCUGAAGUAUUGUGGUUGCAUUGUGAAUGGCUGCGAGUGCUGUUGGUGUUUGCAUAGCAGUAAGUUGUGCAUUACUUGCCUAUAGGAUGGCGGGCAACGGCUUAGUACGAUCCUGUACAUCGAUGGCUGAUGCUGAGAACUGUAACUGGGUCUCUCACCUCUUCAUGUCCUGCUGUGGUGUGACGGUACAUUACCCAGGGGGAAUAGUACCCAACCCUUGUCACGACGGCGAGCUUCACUUCGACUUCUCCGUUAGGCUGCUAAAGGGUCCGGCGCAACUACUGAACUCGCAUGUGGACAGG